AUGUCUGGUAUUUUGCAGAAGACUCUAUCCGAGGUGCAGCCCGCCCUCCGGACCACGGGGAUGGGGAUCGGGAACACGCAUCGGAGGAUCAGCUUGAAUUGGUUACCGGAUAAUAGCAAGAAUCCGCUGGUAAAGAAGUACACAAGGAAGAAGAAGAAGCGGAGAAGACGGAGAAACAGCGAACAGAGAAGUUUCAGAUCUCUGGCGGAAGAUUUCGGCAGCAGCGUCCAUGAGCCACAUGCUUUCUUGGAAGAGAUAUGCGAGGAGGAUGUGAACCCGCUGCAUGGCGAACUUAUUCCGCAAGACGGGGAGCUGAGCAGAACGAUAUCCUUGCCAUCCAAGGUCUCGGAAACACCGGAGCUCUCACCCCCAAAUAUCGACUGGAUCUUAGAAGAGCACGAGCGGAGGUACUCGUCGGUGCAUAACUCGGACAGCGAGGAUCACGAGUCACCGGAACCGUACCCCAACAGGGAAGUACGAUAUAACGAUUUCAUCAACAAGGUGCAAACACAAAAAAUGUUGUACAGAAAUGCGCCACAGCAUUCACCAAGAAGGGCUUCGCUCAUCUCAGUGACCAGCCAUGGGACCGUACCGUCCAUUUUCCAAGAGGGGCUGGACGAGGAAUCUCUUUACGAACUGGCACACGCCGAUGUCACUUUCAACUCAGAGGCGAAAGUGCUCGCUUCCUACUCGUUGCCGUUGAUGUUCACUUUUUUACUGGAAGAUAUCUUCCCACUGGUGUGCUCUUUAACCGUUGGUCACCUGGGAAAAAAUGAACUGGCAGCCGUUUCUUUGGCAUCGAUGACAUCAAACAUUACUUUGGGUUUUUUCGAAGGUAUCGCAACUAGUUUGGAUACGUUGUGUCCGCAGGCUUACGGUGCUGGCAGGUACCGUAGUGUCGGGGUCCAUUUGCAACGAUGCAUCGCAUUCUCCAUGGUGGUGUACAUUCCAUUCGCCCUUUUCUGGUACUUUUCAGAACCGAUCCUGUAUUACUUGAUCCCUGAGAAGGAGUUGAUCAAGUUGACGUCCCAAUUUUUGAGGGUGCUCAUCUUCGGUGCACCUCCAUACAUCUUCUUCGAAAACUUGAAAAGGUACUUACAAGCACAGGGGAUCUUUGACGCCGGUAUCUAUAUUCUAACGAUAUGUGCCCCCAUCAACAUUCUGAUGAGUUACACUCUUGUCUGGAACAAGUAUAUUGGGAUUGGUUUCAUCGGGUCCGCAGUGGCUGUAGUACUGAACUUUUGGUUGAUGUUCACCUUGAUGUUGCUCUACAUCAUCAAGUUCAACGGUCGGAAAUGCUGGGGUGGCUUCUCAAAGAGAGCAUUUACGCAUUGGAGAGACUUGGCUCAUUUGGCCGCAUCCGGUGUGGUAAUGCUGGAAGCAGAAGAGCUGUCUUAUGAAUUAUUGACUUUGUUCAGUGCUUACUUCGGUACUGCUUACUUGGCGGCACAAUCCGCAGUGUCUUCCAUAGCUGCUUUGAUCUAUAUGAUUCCGUUUGCAAUUGGGAUCUCUGCUUCGACUAGAAUUGCCAAUUUUAUUGGUGCAAAGAGAACAGAUUUUGCGGGUAUAGCCGCAAGGGUCGGUAUCUCAUUUUCGUUUAUUGCAGGGUUCACAAAUUGUUGUAUCCUUGUGCUGGGAAGAAAUUUUAUCGCCAAUAUAUUCUCCAAGGAUGAACAAGUGAGGUUGCUGAUCUCCCACAUCCUCCCAGUGGUGGGGAUAGUUCAGAAUUUUGAUUCAUUGAACGCAGUUUCUGGUUCUUGCCUGAGAGGCCAAGGUAUGCAACUGAUUGGCAGCAUUGUGAAUUUUGUAGGGUACUAUUUCUUUGGUAUCCCACUGGCAAUGGCGUUGAGUUGGUUCUUGGAUUGGAAGCUGUACGGGUUGUGGAUUGGUAUCGGUUGCGGGAUGCUCACAAUCGGCACUUUGGAAGCGUAUUUUGUGCUACAUCCCAAUUGGGAGAAGAUUUUACACCACGCAGACUUGAGAAGAGCUGCCGACGAGGCCGAUGUUUCGGAUGAUGAGGGAUACGUAUCCUCCUCCUCAUCGUCAUCUGGUUCGGAAUCCGACGAGGGAGAACCUACGGAACGUUCACCCUUAUUACCAACUUAG
Huiozyma naganishii CBS 8797 is the source of this 2106-nucleotide messenger RNA. RefSeq lists its product as uncharacterized. Gene Ontology annotation, biological process: xenobiotic detoxification by transmembrane export across the plasma membrane. Bases 1 to 2106 code for a protein of 701 amino acids. Gene Ontology annotation, molecular function: xenobiotic transmembrane transporter activity; antiporter activity. The record is from RefSeq and is a predicted model, not a curated record. NCBI's taxonomy places the organism in Eukaryota, Fungi, Ascomycota, Saccharomycetes, Saccharomycetales, Saccharomycetaceae. The transcript has a single exon. Gene Ontology annotation, cellular component: membrane.